Messenger RNA from Diceros bicornis minor, 9230 nucleotides. It is a transcript of the gene DIP2A, whose product is annotated as disco interacting protein 2 homolog A. Bases 2703 to 7469 code for a protein of 1588 amino acids. Gene Ontology annotation, cellular component: cell surface. The transcript has 37 exons. The record is from RefSeq and is a predicted model, not a curated record. Lineage: Eukaryota; Metazoa; Chordata; Mammalia; Perissodactyla; Rhinocerotidae.
CCGCUAAGCUACAGGGCCGGCCCCCAUUGAUUCUUUCCUGUAUAAUAAUUCUUAAACUGCAUACAUGCUUUAUACUGCCUGUAUCAAUAUGAUAUAUUUUAUAAUAAAUCAACAAAAAAUAUUGAGAAGACUCUUUAUAUACUGACAUUCAUUCAUCCAGAAUAAAACAAAAACAAACUCUGAGUAAAAUUGGAAUUGAAGGAAACUAUUAAGACAUCUUAAAGCCUGUUUGCCAAACAUGAACAGCAACCAUCAACCUAAGCGAUCCCUUGCUCUGUAGCAUUUCUCUUCCAAGGUGGGGAGACAGGAGUGCUUGCUGUGCCCACUCCUGUGCCACUUAAUUCUGGCGGCUGCUGCCAAUGCAGUGAGAUGGGAGAACAAGGCAGGCUGAAUAGUAGAAUAAAAGACAGUCGUCUUCACUUAUGGAAGGUAUUAUUUUAUACCUUGAAAACUCAGGUGACUGCUUACUUAACUAUUAGAAUUAGUAAGAGUUUUUGGUUUAUAGAAGACAAAUAUGCAAGAAAUAUGCAAGCUUUUCUCUGGCAAUAUUUCUGUUAGUGAAAAAACUCACAUUCACAAUGAUAAUAAACUGCCAAAUGCUUAUGAAUACAUUUAGCAAGAAAGGCACAGAACCUAUAUUAGGAUCAUAAAAUCUUUUUUUUUUUUUUUGUGAGGAAGAUCAGCCCUGUGCUAACAUCUGCCAAUCCUCCUCUUUUUUUGCUGAGGAAGACUGGCCCUGGGCUAACAUGUGUGCCCAUCUUCCUCCACUUUAUAUGGGAUGCUGCCACAGCAUGGCUUGCCAAGCAGUGCGUCGGUGCGCGCCCGGGAUCCGAACCGGCAAAGCCCGGGCCACCGCAGCGGAGCGCGCACACUUAACCACUUGUGCCACUGGGCCAGCCCCGAUCAUAAAACCUUUUUGAAAGAAAUAACUAAGACCCUAAAAUAUGAAGAAACAUACCACUUUCCUAAAUGAAAAAACUUAAUGUUAUGAAACUGUCAGUUUCCACAUUAAUGUGUGAACAUAUUAUAGUCCAAUCUGAAUACCUGUGGUUGAUUUUUUUUCCCAAACCUGGGAUUGGAAAUAGUAACCCAUUUGAAGGAGAAGAGUUCUGAGAGUAGCCAAUACAUUUUUGAAAAAGAAUACAAGUGAGAAAAUAAACCUGAUUGCAUAAACUUCAUAGUCACCGCAGGAGGGUGUUGGUGUAUGGGGUAGAAGACCCAAUUAGUGGAAGGGAAGGGGGUCUAGAAAUGAUUCAGGAGAAUGCAAAGGUGGGAGGAUUUAUUUAGUAACCGAUGCCAUCCCUCUGGAGGCAACAAAGCUGAAACCCUCUUCCUCUCCACCAUUAGUGAACAUAAACUGCAGAAUGGUUAAAGCUCUAAAUAGGUUUAUAAUUAUAAAAUAUUAUUAAAUUCAGGAGAAUAUUUGAAUAACCUUUGAGUGGGGGUUACAAGAUAGGAGACUUAGAAGUUAGAAUGGAAAAGAAAAGCAGGUAUGAUUCGCUGUGUAGAAAUGACCACAUUUCAGAAUGACUGAGCUGCCACUAGCUGGGCCACAGCUCUGAGAGGCAUGCGUAGUCCAGGGUAGUGUCCCCAGCAGACCAGGGCUUCCUGCAGGUCUUUUAGGGGUCUCAUUAGCUGGGUAUAACGAAUAGAAAUUCAAAGAAGUGGAAAUGCAGAUGGGCAAUAAUCAUUAAAUUAUAUUCGACCCCGCUAGUAGAUAUGGAAAUAGAAAUUAAAGUGGACCAUUUUUCUCCUGUCAGAUUGGCAAAAUUCUACAACUUUUUAUAACACCCAUGCUAACAAGGAUGUGGGGAAGUGACACUCCCAUACGUUGCUCGUGGGAGUGCAAAUCGCUGUGACCUUUUCAGAAAGUUAUCUCUUGAUAUCAGUUAAAACUAAAAAUAUACCUACUCUUUUAUCCAAUAAUUUCACAUUGGGUUAUGUAUCUUUGUUGAAUAAAUGAAUCUAUCUCAAAGAAUAAAGGCAUCCAUAUUUUGGAAAUUAAGUAUAAGGAUGUCCAUAUGCAUAUAUAUCACUUUGCAACGUGCCUGUUUAUAAUCCACAAUGCAUAAGAUUCUAUGUAUUCUGCAUAUGAACUUUAAAGUAGUUUUAUCCAGUCACAAGAAACAAAAAGCCAAUAGCAGAAUUGAUCAGUAUUGCUCUAAGUAUCCAUAUGUAUAUGUGCAUAUAUAUGUAUGCAUAUAUGCUCAAAUGUUGAAGAGCUAAACAUUGAUUUCCAGAGGGAGUGUUCCCAUUCUCUAGCACUUGAACUAACCAUCCCAACAUGUAGUACUUCAAACAAGAGCGACAUUGUCUGUUCUGCUCACAAACCUGCAGUUUGGCCAGGCACAGUGGGUAGCUCCUCCCUGUCUGUAGAGUCACAGCCCGUGUCCUGUGAGGGCUCCUCAAUCACUUGUGGCGUUGGUGCUGGGAAACUCAGGCAGCCUAGUGCUGGGCUCUGCACCGCCUCUGUCCCCUCUGUCUUCUCAUGUGUUCUCAGUGUCUUGGCGCAGAGAACGAGGUGGGAGCUGUGUCGCCUUUCAUGACCAGCCUUGGAAGUCACACAGCGUCACUUCUGCCACACUGUGUCUGCCGACGGUCACUGACCCACCUGAGUUUGAGGCAGGGGUGGACUGCCUCUUUUCAGGGAGUGACAAGGGCUGGAGGAGCCAGUGGGGCUGGAAUCCCUGCUGGCCAUUUUUAUGAGACAUCUUGAAACAAAGGCUAAAAUUAAACAGAUUGUUUUGAUGAAGCACAAUGGAAGGCUUUGCUUUGUGCUGUUCUCAUAUGUCAGCAAAUUAGGACUCAAACAACACCAGAGAUUCUCUUUGAUGACCCUGCAUGCUUGUAUCCCGUUCCUUACUUACUACCCUGUCCUGAGGGCCUGUGUGGUCAGGGCCAUGGAUGUGAGAGCCUGUGGCCUGGAGAUGGAGUGUGGAGAGCCGUCCACAGGAGUAGAUCCAUCCCUACAAGCCGAGAAUAGGAUCCCGGGGCCCUCACAAACCACGACCGCAGCGCCCAAACAGCAGAAGCUGCGGCCCACCAACUCACGGGAUGAGCGUUUCCGGUCAGAUGUCCACACUGAAGCCGUGCAGGCAGCUUUGGCCAAGUACAAAGAGAGGAAGAUGCCUAUGCCUUCAAAGAGACGUUCUGUCCUCGUGCAUUCGUCUGUGGAAACCUAUACCCCUCCAGACACGUCGUCUGCCUCAGAAGAUGAGGGCUCUUUACGGCGACCCGGGCGACUUGCCUCCACUCCGCUCCAGAGCCAUUCCAACGUCGAGCCCUGGCUCGACCGGGUCAUUCAGGGCUCGUCCACCUCAUCCUCCGCAUCCUCCACCUCAUCUCACCCGGGAGGGAGACCCGCCGCCACGCUCGCAGGCCCUGCGGCCCACGCCCACAUAGCAGAUCUGCACCCUGCCCCUCCUGAUGUCACCACAGGCCUUGUGGAGCAUUCGCACUGUGAGCGUCCACAGCUGGCUUCCGUGAGAGGUGUCCCUCGGGGGUACAGCGGAAGCGUCCUGGAAACGGCAGGUGGUGUCCCUGUGAACAGCAGAGUGUCCUCCAAAAUCCAGCAGCUUCUAAACACCCUGAAGAGGCCAAAGCGCCCUCCGCUGAAAGAGUUCUUCGUGGAUGAUUUUGAGGAGUUGCUGGAAGUUCAGCAACCAGAUCCAAAUCAGCCAAAGCCUGAGGGAAGCCAGAUGGUAGUGCUGAAAGGGGAACCUCUGGCCCUGGGGACUCCCUGGCCACCAUCACUGCUGGCCGCCUUGCAGCGGUGGGGCACAAUGCAGCCCAAAGCCCCCUGUCUGACCGCCUUGGACACAACUGGGAAGGCCAUCUACACCCUCACCUAUGGCAAACUUUGGAGUCGGAGUUUAAAACUGGCUUAUACUCUACUUAAUAAACUGACUAGUAAGAAUGAACCACUACUUAAACCUGGAGACAGAGUGGCGCUGGUGUUUCCAAAUAGUGACCCUGUGAUGUUCAUGGUUGCGUUUUAUGGGUGUCUCCUGGCAGAGCUGGUUCCUGUCCCCAUAGAGGUGCCAUUAACAAGAAAGGAUGCUGGCAGCCAGCAGGUUGGGUUUCUGCUGGGCAGCUGUGGCGUCACCCUGGCCCUGACCACAGACGCUUGUCAGAAAGGCCUGCCCAAAGCACAGACCGGAGAGGUGGCGACUUUCAAAGGUUGGCCUCCCCUCGCCUGGCUGGUGAUUGACGGGAAGCAUCUGACUAAGCCCCCCAAGGACUGGCACCCGUUGGCCCAGGAUGUGGGGGCUGGGACCGCCUACAUCGAGUAUAAAACCAGCAAAGAAGGCAGCACAGUGGGGGUCACGGUGUCCCACGCGUCCCUGCUGGCGCAAUGCCGGGCUCUGACCCAGGCGUGCGGCUACUCGGAAGCUGAAACAUUAACAAACGUGCUGGAUUUCAAAAGGGAUGCUGGUCUUUGGCAUGGCGUGUUAACAAGCGUCAUGAACAGGAUGCACGUGAUCAGCAUCCCAUAUGCGCUGAUGAAGGUGAAUCCCCUCUCCUGGAUUCAGAAAGUGUGUUCCUAUAAAGCCCGUGCCGCGCUGGUGAAGUCCCGAGACAUGCACUGGUCUCUCCUAGCUCAGCGAGGUCAGAGGGAUGUCAGCCUCAGCUCGCUGCGCAUGCUGAUCGUGGCCGACGGCGCUAACCCGUGGUCCAUAUCCUCCUGUGAUGCGUUCCUCAACGUCUUCCAGUCCAGAGGUCUGAGGCCAGAGGUCAUCUGUCCUUGUGCCAGUUCUCCUGAGGCGCUGACGGUUGCCAUCCGCAGGCCACCUGACCUGGGAGGACCUCCUCCAAGAAAAGCUGUGCUGUCCAUGAAUGGUCUCAGUUAUGGUGUGAUCAGAGUUGAUACUGAAGAAAAGCUGUCCGUCCUUACUGUUCAGGAUGUUGGUCAGGUGAUGCCUGGAGCUAAUGUAUGUGUUGUGAAGGUAGAAGGUACUCCUUAUCUUUGUAAAACUGAUGAAGUUGGAGAAAUAUGUGUGAAUUCCAGCGCAACUGGUACAGCAUACUAUGGACUGCUUGGAAUCACAAAGAAUGUCUUUGAGACUGUCCCGGUUACUGCAGGAGGAGUGCCUGCCUCUGAUAGGCCUUUCACCAGGACAGGGUUGCUGGGCUUCAUUGGGCCUGAUAACCUGGUCUUCGUUGUGGGCAAGCUGGACGGGCUGAUGGUGGUCGGAGUUCGCAGACACAAUGCGGACGACAUCGUGGCCACUGCGCUGGCCGUGGAGCCCAUGAAGUUUGUCUACAGAGGCAGGAUCGCGGUGUUCUCUGUGACGGUGCUGCAUGACGACCGGAUUGUCCUCGUGGCAGAGCAGCGGCCCGACGCCUCCGAGGAGGACAGCUUCCAGUGGAUGAGCCGAGUGCUGCAGGCCAUCGACAGCAUCCACCAGGUGGGCGUGUACUGUCUGGCCCUGGUUCCUGCCAACACCUUGCCCAAGGCUCCUCUCGGAGGGAUUCACAUUUCUGAAACCAAGCAGCGCUUUCUGGAGGGGAUGCUGCACCCGUGUAAUGUGCUAAUGUGCCCUCACACCUGUGUUACCAACCUUCCCAAACCGCGCCAGAAACAACCAGAGGUUGGACCAGCCUCCAUGAUUGUUGGCAAUCUGGUUGCUGGGAAGAGAAUCGCACAGGCCUCAGGGAGGGAGCUGGCUCACCUGGAGGACAGCGACCAGGCGAGGAAGUUCCUGUUCCUGCCAGACGUGCUGCAGUGGCGGGCCCACACCACUCCCGACCACCCGCUGUUUCUGCUGCUCAACGCCAAGGGGACGGUCACGAGCACAGCAACCUGUGUCCAGCUGCACAAAAAGGCAGAGAGGGUAGCCGCUGCCCUGAUGGAGAAGGCAAGAGUGAAUGCUGGGGACCAUGUGGCUUUGGUCUAUCCCCCAGGGGUCGACCUCAUCGCCGCCUUCUACGGCUGCCUGUACUCUGGCUGUGUGCCCGUCACCGUCCGGCCCCCGCACCCCCAGAACCUCGCCACCACUCUUCCCACCGUCAAGAUGAUCGUGGAGGUCAGCAAGUCUGCGUGCGUCCUCACCACGCAGGCGAUCAUGCGGCUGCUCAAGUCCAAGGAAGCAGCGGCCGCCGUGGACGUCAGAACCUGGCCGCCCAUUCUGGAUACAGCAGAUGACAUACCGAAGAAGAAGAUAGCCAGCAUUUUCAGGCCCCCCUCCCCAGAUGUGCUCGCAUAUUUGGACUUCAGCGUGUCGACUACCGGAAUACUAGCCGGCGUGAAGAUGUCACAUGCAGCCACAAGUGCCUUGUGCCGGUCCAUAAAGCUGCAGUGUGAGCUGUAUCCCUCAAGGCAGAUUGCCAUCUGCCUUGACCCCUACUGUGGCCUCGGCUUUGCCCUGUGGUGUCUGUGCAGCGUCUACUCUGGACACCAGUCUGUGCUGGUGCCCCCGCUGGAGCUGGAGAGCAACGUGUCCCUGUGGCUGUCGGCCGUCAGCCAGUACAAGGCCCGCGUCACCUUCUGCUCCUACUCAGUGAUGGAGAUGUGCACCAAGGGCCUAGGCGCGCAGACCGGUGUCCUCAGAAUGAAGGGGGUGAACCUGUCGUGCGUGCGGACGUGCAUGGUGGUGGCCGAGGAGCGGCCCCGGAUCGCGCUGACGCAGUCCUUCUCCAAGCUGUUCAAGGACCUGGGCCUGCCUGCGCGCGCCGUGAGCACCACGUUCGGGUGCAGGGUCAACGUGGCCAUCUGCCUCCAGGGCACAGCCGGCCCGGACCCCACAACUGUCUACGUGGACAUGAGAGCGCUGCGCCACGACAGGGUACGUUUGGUAGAACGGGGCUCUCCGCACAGUCUGCCAUUGACGGAGUCUGGAAAGAUCCUCCCUGGGGUGAAGGUCAUCAUCGCGCACACCGAGACCAAAGGGCCCCUUGGAGACUCACACCUGGGAGAGAUCUGGGUGAGCAGUCCCCACAACGCCACCGGGUACUAUACAGUCUACGGGGAGGAGUCGCUUCACGCCGACCACUUCAGUGCCCGGCUGAGUUUUGGAGACACUCAGACUGUUUGGGCAAGGACUGGCUACCUCGGCUUCCUCAGAAGAACAGAGCUCACGGAUGCCAGUGGAGAGCGACACGACGCACUGUAUGUUGUGGGGUCUCUGGAUGAAACGCUCGAACUGAGGGGCAUGCGGUACCAUCCCAUCGACAUCGAGACCUCCGUGAUCCGAGCACACAGGAGCAUUGCCGAGUGCGCUGUGUUCACCUGGACCAACCUGCUGGUGGUGGUGGUGGAGCUGGACGGGCUGGAGCAGGACGCACUGGACCUGGUGGCCCUGGUGACGAAUGUGGUGCUGGAGGAACAUCACCUGGUCGUGGGCGUGGUGGUCAUCGUGGACCCAGGUGUGAUCCCCAUCAACUCUCGGGGCGAGAAGCAGCGCAUGCAUCUGCGUGAUGGCUUCCUGGCCGACCAGCUGGACCCCAUCUACGUGGCCUACAACAUGUGAGCACAGUUCACCAGCCCCCUGUCCCGAGAUGGCCGUGAUCCAGGCUUCCCAGCGCUGGAACCCACUGAGGGUGCCGGAACGUGUGAAAACACUGCAGGUCUGCGCCACUGGGAGAGAGGACUCCAGUCUCACAGAGCACUGUGCCCCGUCCUCUGCUUUUCCAGAUCCAUCUCAAGGUUGUCCAAAUCUCAUUUUAGAAACACUUCUUGAAUUAUUUGAAGAAAGCUUUUAAUCUUCAAGGACAUUUAUAAAAAAACAAAUGUCAGUGUUUUACAGGUGGGGUGACUGGGAAAAGGAAGGCCUGGCACGGGCAUCACAAGGAAUUGCAGGCACAUAGUUGCUCUCUGCCGUAUUGCGAGUUAGCACUUUUUUGGCUAAAAAUAUAGUUCUUGAUUUUAAAAAUUCAAUUAUUUAUUCCCACUUCAAAUGACAAGUUCACAUAUAGAAUUUACCCCAGAAGGAACGUGAGGCCCCAGUACAGCUGCUUCACUUCCGUUUCACAGGAAGGAGCAGGGCCCAGAAUAGCGGGUGGAAAGGGGCGCGUCCCAGCCUGCCUUUCCUGCUCAGACCCCACACCAGGCGCUUCCUCUCUGUCAGUUCUUUUAUUGAAACAGGCGUGCCCCACUGUCUUCCUAUGUUGUCAGUAAUACUCAGUAAGUGCCAUUGGGGCUGUCAAGUUAGAUGCUCUGUUUUAGAAAGAUAAACCAGCAUUUAGUUUUAAACCUCUUUCCUAGGUUUGUAACUUUAUGCUGUUCAGUUGAAGUGCUUGUUUUUAUAACACCACAAUAUAAAUUCUUUUCAAUACAUGGAAAUGUACUGAAUUAUUUUUAUUCCAAGUCAGUGGAUUUGGAAGCAUUGGUGGCAGCAUCUGAGGUUUCACGUCCUCAGUGCUGUUUGCUGAGCACCUGUGGUGCAGUCGAGGAGCCGUGGGGAGAGCCUUGCCCCACGACGGCUUUCACAUUUUGAGUUGUGUGCUUAUAAAAUUUGGCCAAACCAUAUUCAAUUAUUUUAUUCAAACUUGACUAAACCUGGUCAUCUAAUAUGGUAAACCUAAAUCAAAGAAGAGAAUGUAAAAUCCUUUAGAUACUUCUAAGAAUUUGAAGUGAAGCUCAAAUCUAAGACAUAGAUUAUUUUUAUAUAGCUAAUAAAGAGUGUGUUAUGAAGUUGUUGGGUUUUGGUGGGAUUGAGGGUGGAAAGUUUAUGAAUCAUGCAUGCUUCAUAGAAACAACCAGGUUUUUCGGGAAUUAGCCUGGAUCAGUGCCUAACAAAGCUGUUAAUUCUCCACCAUUUUAAAUUCUCCACCAAAUGGGUCUGGCUAACUGGGCCGACUCUCACAUCUUACUCUUAUUUGGCUACAAAUAGCACAUGCAUAGUAGCUCUGUUGGCCUGUGGUGAUGGACUGUGGUGUGGUGUGUUACAACAUACUGGAAUUCUAAUAAUCCUACUGUAAUUAUGUACAUAGUCUGUGUAAUUUAUUGUUUGACAUACAGAAGUUCCAGCAGUGGACUAAUGGACAUUCCUUAUAAUAGAAUGACCAGCAGGGGAAAGAACUACCUAACCCUAAUCUUAAUAUUGUAGUUUUAUAGCAAAUAAAUAUUGUAAAAUCUUUGUAUUGAAAGGUCAGUGGCAGUAAGACAAGGUGUCUUGUAAAUUAAGAUUUUAAGAAGUGCAUUAAAAUAUUUUAAAGUUACUCUCUGGGAAUUCUGUAUAUCACACUAAAAUUGUUUUAUAUCAUUAUGUUAAUAAAAGUUAUUGACUAUU